Molecule: messenger RNA, 1609 nt
Organism: Neoarius graeffei (lesser salmon catfish)
Lineage: Eukaryota; Metazoa; Chordata; Actinopteri; Siluriformes; Ariidae
Product: zinc finger protein 239-like
Exons: 3
Coding region: 210-1367 (385 amino acids)
Biological process (GO): regulation of transcription by RNA polymerase II
Molecular function (GO): RNA polymerase II cis-regulatory region sequence-specific DNA binding; DNA-binding transcription factor activity, RNA polymerase II-specific
Source: RefSeq, a predicted model, not a curated record
GCGCGAGCCGCCAUCAGGGAGCCGGGCAGAGAGAGAGAGAGAGAGAGAGAGAGAGAGAGAGAUAUAUAUAUAUAUAUAUUGAUUCGCACCUGUGACACUUUGCCUGCAGCUCCGGGCGGCUCCUCAGACCGCUGGGGUGUUCCUGUCCCCCGCUUUACUGAGAGCUGUUUGUUUGUUUGUUUGUUUGUUUUCUCUGUGCAGUGUGAGUAAUGGACGUGCUGUGCCCGGGUGCAGUGGCGGAUGUGUCCCUGCAGGACCCCACAGUCCAGCUGAAGCAGGAAGAAGGGCAUGAGCAGGAAUUCCAGGAUUUUUUUCCUGACUCGUUUCUGCCUACAAUGCGGCCCACGCUGAUGCAGCACCAUGAAGACGGUGCUGGAGAGAUCCACAGACCCCAGGAGGACAUGAACAGUUUGAUACUUGAUAUUAAAACGGAACCCGAUCUGUUGGAUAUCGACGCAUUUGUCUACAACGAUGAGCAUGAAGAUUUCUCGACGUCUAAAGACGGAUGGGAUUGUGAAUCUGAACAGGAGAACGAGUUCACCCUCGAGCAGUGCGACGACGAAUGCAGCACUUUAACAAUUAUCAAAAAGGAGCUGACUGAAGAAGAACUGAGUUUCUGUGGUGAGCUGCAGUCAAACUGUAAAAGUGAAUCAAUAGAACUAUCUAAUAGCGAAGAGGAAGAAGUAGUAUGUGACACAUUAUUGGAGGAAACCGAAGUAACCAUGACAGGUGAGUGCUCCUACCUGCCCUCUGCUAAAGUCUUUAAGUCAUGCUCUGAAUGUGGAAAGAUGUUCCCUACCUCAUCCUCGUACAACAGACACAUGAGGAUCCACAGUGGUGAAAGACCUUUCCAGUGCGCUCAGUGCAAUAAGACGUUUACUCAGUUCUCAUCGUUUAAAAUCCAUCAGAGGAUACACACCGGAGAAAAGCCGUAUCACUGCUCGGAAUGCGAGAAGACAUUCAGCCGCUUGGACGCUCUUCACCUGCAUCAGAGAACUCAUACUGGAGAAAAGCCAUACAAGUGCACUCACUGUCCCAAAACCUUCACUCGCCUCCACGUGCUUCAGAACCAUCAGAGGACCCAUACCGGAAUAAAGCCGUAUCAGUGCUCGCACUGCGCCAAAACGUUUACACGCUUAUGUAGCUUUAAAAUACACAAGCGGAGGCACACUGGAGAGAAACCGUACCUGUGUGGGACCUGCGGAAAGCAGUUUGUGGACGCCUCAAACCUGAAGAAUCACCAGAGGACACAUACGAAGGAGCGGCCGUAUCAGUGCUCGCUGUGCAACAAGACUUUCAUUCAGCUGGGUCACCUGACGAGCCACCGCAGGAAAACGCACAGUAUCGAGAUCGUCACGGUGCUCUGACUGACUGUGGUCGACGCUACACCUCAUUAUCUACACGUCUUUACCAUAAACACAGCUCUCGACUCCUGUAACCAGUGCACUACAUAAGGCAUCAAUUAAUGUCUGUUACAUAGAUUUAGAUGUGGCUAUAUAAAGGAUCUAAACGCUGAUUUAAUGGCUUUUUUUUCAUAUUUAUUUUUAUUAUGCAAAGUCCUGACCAUAAUCAUGAGUUUGUUUUUUUUUCCCUUGUGUAAAAAUUUAUA